This is a messenger RNA of Beauveria bassiana ARSEF 2860, 1002 nucleotides long. RefSeq names its product DUF410 domain-containing protein. The coding region runs from base 1 to 1002 and encodes 333 amino acids. Gene Ontology annotation, biological process: protein insertion into ER membrane. Gene Ontology annotation, cellular component: TRC complex; cytosol. The record is from RefSeq and is a predicted model, not a curated record. The transcript is spliced from 2 exons. Gene Ontology annotation, molecular function: protein binding. Lineage: Eukaryota; Fungi; Ascomycota; Sordariomycetes; Hypocreales; Cordycipitaceae.
AUGGCGAGCAAGGUCGACCGCAUCGUGGCUCGGCUGCAGCAAAAGAUUGCCGACGGUGACUACUACGAGGCCCAGCAACAGACCCGCGUCGCCGCCUCGCGCCACAUCAAGACGCAAAACUGGCCCGCCGCCAUUGACAUUCUCUCGAGCGUGGCCCAGUCGCUGCUCAAGGCCGGCCAGGGCGGCAGCGGCGGCGACUUGUGCGUCAUGCUGGUCGACGUCUACAAGCAGGCCGCGCUCAAGCCCGACGCGACGAACAAGGGCCGUUUGCUGACGGCGCUGCGCCUCUUUGACGGCGAGGAGCCCACGCGCAAGAAGUUCAUUACAGAAAUAGUGGCAUGGUCCUCCAAGUUUGGCGAGUACCCCGCCGGUGACCCUGAGCUGCACCACGUCGCCGGAUCCCUCUACGCCGCCGAGCACGAAACAUACGAAGCCGAAAAACACCUCAUUCUCGGAACGCGCGACUCGGCCGAGGUACUCUUCAAGAUGGAGUACGCCUGGUACAAGGAAUCCGACGCCCACACGGCGCCCAUGUACGCCGCGCGCGCCGUCCUGCCGUACCUGCUCAUCGGCAACGUGCGCGCGGCCAACACCUGCUACCAGCUAUUCACCAGCGCGCUGCGCGCCGACAACCCGGCGCUGGGCGUAGAGGACGUGUCGGCUUCGGGCGCCGAUGUGCGCGUGUUUCCGAGCCUGCCCCUGCUCAACUUUCUAGGCCUGCUGCUGCUGGCGGUGCAGCGCGGCGCGCCCGAGGUGUAUCGGGGCCUGGUGUCCAAGUACGCGGCGCAUAUUGACGAGGUCGGCGGGUGGGGCGAGGCGCUGGAGAUGAUUGCGGAAAUGUACUUUGGGAUCCAGAAGCCGCGGCAGAGCAACCCGCUCAUGGACAUGAUGAGCGGCCUGUUUGGAGGCGGUGGUGCGGGCGGCGCGGGGGGCGGCCAGCAGCAACAGCAGCAGAGGAGGAGACCGGGUCUAGCUGCGCCUACGGCCGAGGCGCUGGACUAG